Molecule: messenger RNA, 2490 nt
Organism: Colletotrichum lupini
Lineage: Eukaryota; Fungi; Ascomycota; Sordariomycetes; Glomerellales; Glomerellaceae
Exons: 5
Coding region: 1-2490 (829 amino acids)
Source: RefSeq, a predicted model, not a curated record
AUGUCGUUAUCCACAUCCUCGCGACAAGGGCAGCAUGCUCUAGCAAAAACUGCUCUCUGGCUCCUUGGGGCAGCACUUUUCUCGCCCUCUCGUGCUCUUACGCUGAGACAGAGUGUCGAACCCCCUACGAAGCUUCCAGAAUGGGCUACGGAGAACGAUCUUCGCUAUCAACCAGCUCUUGACUUUGAUACUGAUGGCUGCUACAAUGUGCCUGCUAUUGGCUGCAACAAGCGUGUUUCUGAGGGUUUAUCUGAAGGUAGUGGCGAGUGGCAAGGCUGCCGUGACGAGGCUGAUCUUGACAACUCCAACGUUUACUCACGGCAGCGAUGUAAUAAUGGCUGGUGUGCUUACAUGUAUGACUAUUACUUUGAGAAGGACUACGCUAUCGGGCCCGGUACUGGACACCGCCACGACUGGGAGCAUAUCAUUGUCUUGGUUCCAGAUGACAGCACCGUACAAAAGAUAGUAUGUGCUUCGGCACAUGGCGGUUACGACUGCAAAAAUGCGGACGAGGUGCGAUGGCACAAUGAAGUCCAUCCCAAGAUUGUUUACCAUAAAGACGGGCCUUCAACGCAUGCCUUCCGAUUCGCAAAUGAAGCGAACGACCAGUUGGAGAAUCACAAAAAGGAGUGGCAGCUUGCUGAUUUGGUCAGUUGGAACGGGUUCCCUACGCCGGAUCAUCGCAACAUUCUGGAGAACCAUAAUUUCGGAAGUGCAAGUUUCGGGAUAGGUCAUCAGUUUGCGGACAAUUUGGGGAAACUCGUUGAUCGACAAUGUGACCAGCACCCUAGUGGUCAAGUCAUUUGUACCAAUCCUCUUCUACGGAUUGAGUUUGACAAAGACAUCGACGAGGGCUCGCCUGGCAACCUACCUCCUAACAACGGAUGCAAUCCUCCCUCUGACCCUGAGCCCGAGCCUGAACCUGAGCGACCAGACCUGCGUGUGCUACCUUUAGGAGACUCGAUUACCAACGGCUUCGGUAGCAGCAGCAACGCCGGGUACCGUGGCUACUUCUACAACCUCGCCACUGAGGUUCACAACGUUGUUGACAUGAUCGGUUCCGUUCGGUCAGGCGAUGCCGACGAUGCCGACCACGAGGGCCAUAACGGUGCCACAAUCGCCGAGAUUUCCGGGUACGCAGAGCGCGUUCUCUCACAGCGGCCCAAUGUUGUUCUGCUACAUGCGGGCACCAACGAUAUGGGCAGCGAUGCUGGUGCAGUUGGAGCUGUUAACCGCCUGAUGAACCUGGUGGACAUGAUCAUCGCCAAAUGUCCCGAUGCAACCGUGCUCGUGGCCCGCAUCAUACCAUCCACCUCCACAAGCAUGCAAGCUCGUAUCAACUCCUUUAAUGACGGCGUUGAGGAUGCUAUGAACGCCCGCGCGGACGACGGCAAGAAGGUGCUAGUCAUUCGCAUGGACGAAGCUGUCGGCACGGCGGAUCUGAUCGACGGGCUGCACCCUAACGAUCUAGGCUACAUUAUCAUGGCUACUAACUGGUGGAACGGCGUGCAGCAGGCAUUCGAGAAUCGCUGGAUCGACGAUCCUGUUGCGGGUCAGCCUCCGGACAACGGCGGUGGCGGUGUCGUGUGCGGGACGGUGCCCACCUGGAUCCCUCAGGGCACAACCGCGUCCGGCGGUGGGCUCGGAAGCGCGGCCCUCGAAAAUAACGCCACUGGUGUCUUCAUGGCGGAUAUUGACGGCGACGGGCGGGACGACUACCUUCACGUCAGUGAGAACGGCGAGGUUUACAUGUACUGGAAUAUUGGCAAAGCUCCCGACGAGGGUCCAAAUGCUGGUAAGGUUCAGUGGCAGCCUGUCGGUGUUAUUGCGAGUGGUGGCGGGGCACAGGGACACCAGGUUCGCUUUGCUGAUAUCGAUGGUGAUGGUCGUUCCGAGUUUAUCUGGGUCAAGGAUUCUGGAUCUGCGACGGUGUGGUGGAAUAGGGGCUUCGCCUCUGAUGGCCAAGUCAAAGUUAUCUGGGGUCCAGGCGCCGGCGAAGAGAUCGCCACGGGCAUUGGAGACGGCCAAGGUGUGCGCUUUGCUGAUAUGAAUGGCGAUGGCAAAGCGGACUUCAUCCACCUCGCAGAGAAUGGCGCGGCUACCCUAUACAUCAACCAAGGGCGUCGCGAAACAGGCGGCUGGGGAUGGUGGAACUGGGGCGUGAUCGCUAGUGGAGUCGGCACCAGCCGUGAGAAUAUUCGUUUUGCUGACUUGAACGGUGACGGUCGUGAUGACUACAUUGCCGUUGAGAGUGCCACAGGCGGGCUGAAUGCGUGGUAUAACCGCGGCCCACAGAGCCAGAACUGGGCUGCCGUCACUCCCUUGGUGUGGUGGAACCCGGGAUCAAUCGCUUCCGGAGUAAGCUAUUUACCAAAUUGGUCAACCUCGAAUAUGGUGACGUUUGGGGACUUGAAUGGAGACAGUAGGGACGAGUACUUAUACAUUGGAGUCGAAGAUUCGAGUGUUUAUGCAUUCCUCAAUGGAUGCUGA